AGAAAAGGCACACGCCGGUUGGGUGGGUCCGGGGCGGUGACGGUGGACCCGCGAAGCUGGGGAGAGCUGCGCCGUGCUUCUCUGGGCCCGGACACGCGAAGAACUUGCGCACCAACUUGUGGCUGUGCGAACAGAACCCAAGCGAUCGGGAGGCCGGGAGGCCGAGGUCGGCCGGGAGCCCGGCAGCCCGACUCGCUUCCUGGCCCCCUUCCUCCGGGAGAAUGUCAAGAGACCAAGCCAGCUGGAAAAAUGAUCUUUCCAACAGACAUGUGAUAGCCUCAACCCAAACCAAAGAAGGUCUAAAGCUUGUGAUGAUAAGUGGAGAUGUUAUUUAUUUCCAGGCCGAUGUCAUUGUCAACACUGUUCCCAUGAAUCUUCAGCUUGGAGGAGGACCACUAUCUCAGUCUCUUUUGCAGAAAGCUGGUCCAAAGCUCCAGGAAGAGUUAUAUGCCACCAGGCAGGGAACAGAGGAGAAAGUGGGUAGCAUAUUCAUGACAAGUGGCUGCAAUCUGAACUGCAAAGCUGUGCUCCAUGUCGUGGCACCAGGCUGGGAUAAUGGAGCAGGGUCUUCUCAGCAGAUCAUGGCAAAUAUAAUCAAGAAAUGUUUGACAACUAUGGAAGAGUUAUCUUUUUCAUCAAUCACAUUUCCCAUGAUUGGAACAGGAAAUUUGAGUUUUCCCAAAGCUACUUUUGCUGAACUAAUCCUUUCAGAAGUGUUCAAAUUUAGUAGCAGUGCAUGGCUGAAAACCUUACAAGAAGUUCACUUUCUGAUACAUCCAGGUGAUAACGAAAUCCAUCAGGCAUUUUUAGAUGAAUUCACUAAAUGGUCAAGAGGAAAUCCUGACAAGGACAGGAUUCUCAUGGCUGGAGAUGGCCAAGGAAUCUUCAAGACUGUCUCCGACCCUGGGUUCAUAGCAUAUGAAAUGAAAAUUGGUGCAGUUACUUUCCAGAUUGCUACUGGAGAUAUUACCAAAGAAAAGGCAGAUGUGAUUGUAAACUCAACAACAAGGACAUUUAAUCUGAAAUCAGGGGUGUCAAAAGCAGUUUUGGAAGGUGCCGGACCAGCUGUGGAAAGUGAAUGUGCUGUACAAGCUGUACAGCCUCACAGAGAUUUUAUAAUUACACAAGGUGGAUACUUAAUGUGCAAGAUAAUAAUUCAUGUUCUUGGGGAAAAUGAUGUCAGAAAAACGGUUUCCACUGUUCUGGAAGAGUGUGAGCAGAGGAAGUACACUUCUGUUUCCUUUCCAGCCAUCGGAACAGGCAACGCCAGAAAAAACCCAGUCAUAGUUGCUGAUGACAUGAUCAGUGCUAUUGUAGACUUCGCCUGGAAACAUUCCACGCCAUCAUUAAAAAAAGUUAAAGUUGUCAUCUUUCUGUCUGAACUGCUAAAUGUAUUCUAUGACAACAUGAAAAAGAGAGAAAAUUCUGCAUCACCCGUCUUUCAGUCCACAUUCUUCGAGACUGCAUAUAAUAUUCCUGAACACUGGACUGACAUGAAUCAGCAGCUGUCCUGUGUGAUCGAACUACAACCCGGACAGUCAGAAUACGACACCGUAAAGGACAAGUUCUCCGAGACUUGUCUUUCCUACAAAAUAGAGAAGAUAGAGAGGAUACAGAAUAUAUGGCUCUGGAAGAGCUACUAGAUAAAGAAAAAGCAUAUGGACAUCAAGAAUGGCCAUACAGAUAAUGAGAGAGUCCUAUAUCAUGGGACAGCUGCAGACUCAGUGCCAUAUGUCAAUCAGCAUGGCUUCAAUCGCAGUUAUGCUGGGAAGAAUGCUGCAGCCUAUGGAAAGGGAACUUAUUUUGCUAUUGAUGCCAGUUAUUCUGCUAAUGAUAAGUACUCCAGACCAGACAGCAAUGGGAGAAAGCAUAUUUAUGUUGUGCGAGUACUUACAGGAGUCUACACACUUGGAUAUGCAGGAUUAGUUACCCCUCCAUCAAAGAACCCUCACAAUCCCACAGAUCUGUUUGACUCUGUCACAGACAAUGUACAACAUCCAAGCCUAUUUGUGGUGUUCUCUGAUAAUCAGGCUUACCCAGAAUAUCUCAUAACUUUUAGGUGUUGAAAAAUAGGUUUUUUUUUUUAAUCUCAAAGAGAUGAUUUAGUCGUCUAUUCAUAAAAACAAUUUAUAGGGGUUUUGUCUUUGCCUUUGGCCUGUUUUUAUAGAUAAAAAUCUGUCAGGUGCUAAAAUGCUGAAAACAGCCUUUUAAAAAUGCUCUAUUGAAAUUUGCAGCAUACCUCUCUUCAGAGCACAUUGAUGGGUGGAAGCUAAGAAAUGUAGAUGACACAAUUAUAGCUACAGCUAUUUACAGACAGCAAGUCUGUAGGAAAACAAAGAGCACAUUACUUUUUUCUAGCAGAGAAGACUUAAGAUGAAUCACUUUAAAACCAAGCUGUUGUCCUUACAGAACAUGUUAAGACAUCAAACUGUGUUGAGCUCAACUGUACUAUUAAAUGAAUAGGCUGCUGUUGUGCAUCUGUAAUAACUGUGAAUUUUGCCUCCUUAAGAGGCAAGAAUACUUAUUAGCUAAUAGCUUAUUAGCAAUAGCUCAGCUUUUAAUGACAGAAUCAAAGAGUAUUACCUCAAAUCUGUUGUGGAACAAAUCAGGCAAAAAUGUGUUGUACCAUUAUCUAAUGCUACAUAACAAAUUACUACAAAAUUUAGUGGCUUUUUGGGUAAGGAAUUCAGGCAUGGCUUAGCUGGGUCAUUCUAACUUAGGGUCUCUUGACUCAGGAAGUUGAGUCAAGAUGUUGGCAGGGGAUGCAGUCAUCUGAAGGCUUGACUGGGGCUGGAAGAUCUGCUUCUAUGGUGAAUCACUCAAAUAGCUAGACAGCUUUUGCUGGUUGUUGGCAGGAGUCCUCUCCUCUCUAGACUGCUUGCAGCUGGCUUACUCUACAGUCGGCAAUUCAGGAGAGAGAAAAGAAGAAGCCAUGAUAUCUUUUAUGAUCUAGCCUCUGAAGUCAUACUCCAUCUUUUCUACAGUAACCUAUUGGUUACAUAGAUCAGCUCAUUCAGUGUAAGAGGGAAUUACCCAAGGGUAUGGACACCAGGAGGCAGGGAUCAUUGGGGACCAUCUUAGAGGCUGUAUAAAUGAGUGAAUGACUAAUACUUUGAUAAAAUGUUAGCAGUGAAAAGGACUCUAGAGGCCAUCUAGGCCCACUGUCCUCUCAUCUUUCUCUCUCACCUUCUCCUACUCCCAGGGCCAAAAGUCCUUUAGCCUCUGCUUGACCGCUUCUAACACUCCACAUCUUAAGGAUAUUCCAUUUGAGACAGUUCUAAUUAUUGGAAAACUCUUGUUUACAUUGAAUUGAUAUCUGUUCUUCUGAAUCUAUUGCCUGCUAAUCACUGUUCCACCUUCUGGAGGACGCAGUACAUAUCUCAUUCUUUUUACAGAUGGUGGCCCUUCAGAUUCAUCUCUUCCUUCUAUUGGAGUUAGGCAAAUUCUUGAAAUGUUUAGCAGCUUAUUUAUCCUGAAGCAUCAUUUUUUAAGAGUUGAAGACUUUUAAGAUGGGUUUAUAUCAUAAAUAAGCACAUGCACAUUAAAAAGAGUGACGUAUAAAGAAAACAGCACUCUUCACCAUACUCUAUCACCCAUAACUGCAACAUUCAGAGGAAACCACUGCCAACGUUCUUAUGCAUUCCCUUCUAGUUUCUUCUACAUCCACCUUCAACAAAGUCAAAAUCACACUUUAUUCAAUUACUUAAUUAUACAAUAUUGCAUCUACCUUUUUUCAUUUAACAUUGUAUUACUCUCAUGUUAUUAAUUUUCACUAUAAACAUAAUCUUAAUUGCCAAAUUAUUCCACUAUAUAUUUUCCUUCUAUGUAUAUAUAAUUAUAAAGUCUUAAAAUGUCAUAGUCUUUCCUUAUAGUUUAAUAAUCCAGUUCUUCUUUUGUAAUAUAUCUGUAUUAUUUCCCCCAUGUCAUUAAAUAUCUUACAUAUAA
Messenger RNA from Prionailurus viverrinus (fishing cat), 3945 nucleotides. It is a transcript of the gene PARP15, whose product is annotated as poly(ADP-ribose) polymerase family member 15. Lineage: Eukaryota; Metazoa; Chordata; Mammalia; Carnivora; Felidae. Gene Ontology annotation, cellular component: nucleus; cytoplasm. Gene Ontology annotation, biological process: negative regulation of gene expression. The transcript is spliced from 12 exons. The record is from RefSeq and is a predicted model, not a curated record. Gene Ontology annotation, molecular function: transcription corepressor activity; NAD+ poly-ADP-ribosyltransferase activity. The coding region runs from base 222 to 1643 and encodes 473 amino acids.